UCAAACCUGCAUGAAGGGUCUUAACAGACACGACCGUGCCUGUGCGAUUGUUUGUCGUCGGAUGCACGCCGGACGGGGGGACGCAAGGACUAAUGCGCGUUGUAACCCCGUACGCGCGUGCGAACGAGAAAGCCUGCAUCCAUUGCGUCACCAUCGUCUUCUUCUCAUCUCGGGCGUUCGGGCGCUCGGUAGCGCGUGUUCACGCGCGCGCUCCCAUCACCAAUUCGGCCACACUAGUUAACGGCUGACCGGCACGGUGGAAGGAACGGACCGUCUGUCUCUCUGUUGGGCCCUCCUCUGUUUCUUUUUGUUUUUCAGUUUCGUCUGUGUCUGUGUGACCUGAAAAUGUCGCUGGAGUACCAAGAGGAUGCUUUCGGCAAGCUGGCCGUCGGCCGACGGUGGAAAACCCGCGCUAUGUGCUCGUCGUGCUAGGGAAAAGUGUUGUUGUGUUGUCCCUGGCAGAAAAUGGGGAAAUGUGUCUUUGGUGGCAAGAAGCGAAGGGAACAAAAUUAAGUGAAAGCCGUAAAACAAAACAAACCAAAAAGAAAACGAGUGUUGAGUGAUAAUUUUAGAAAGCAUCGCAAUAUUUUUGAGGCAUCUGUGAGCGACACAAAACGUUUGAAGAUUGUUUUGUUGAAGAAGUAGAGUUUGCGUGAGUGAGGUGAGAAGAAUACGUUUUGCUUUGUGUUGUGUACUGUACGAAAAAAAGACGAAUAAGUAAGUGUCCCGCUGCGUUGUCACAGUCGGAUUGUUGUGCUAUUAUCAUGACACAGGCGACCGAUUCACGUACGCCACCGGCACCGAACGCUGCUGGAACCCGGCCCCAAAUUAAUCUCACAAUGCCGCCAGUCUACGUGGCGCCACCAUCGGUCCAGGCGCAGCACACGCCGGCCAAAUACUCCCCGGCACACUACUUCCAGCAGCUGCACCAGCAACAGCAACAGCAAGCGGCCCAAAUGCUCCACAACCCGCUCUACCAACCGGGAGUCCCGGUAACGCCCGGCUCACCGACCAGGAUCUCGCUCGGUACCGACGGUGGCCUGGGGGCCGGUGGUGAGCAGCCCGACUACACCGACUACUACUCGAUGUAUCCGGCCAAGGCGGGCGAGUUUAUGUUCAAGCAGUUCGAGGGCUUCCGGGACUUUACGCUCAACACGGCCAAAUCGGGCCUCGGCGUGGGGGAGAAGUCCGUCUUCUGGAUGUACACCAAGAUCACGAAAUGGUCGCGAAAAUGGUUUACGCACUUUUUCCUCUUCCUGAUACUGUUCCUGUACUCGGUGGCUGGCGCUGCGCUGUUCGUUGCGGUGGAAGGUGAGGCCGAUAAUCCGCCGGAAGUAGAUGUUGCUAGCAAUGGUUUCAACGAAACGCCAGCCAUCGCCGCUACUGCUGCUGCUGCUGCUCCUACUAAUGCCAGCUUUAUGGCGCUCGAGCCGACGACUAGUGUCUUUGGAACGCACGAGAAAAAGAUGGAAACCAACGUGAACCACGCGAAACGGAUGCUGGCGAAAAACCUACGCAUACUGGCGCUGGAUCGCGAGAAGCUGGAGAAUCCCGAUCCGGACAUCUGGGAGGGACGGGCGAUCAAUCUGGUCGAGGAGUACAGUGCCGUCCUGUACCAGUCAUACAAGGAGGGGUCGUUUGAGAACAAGCAGAACAAAAAGACCUGGUCCUUCUGGAAUGCGGUGUUCUACUGUGGCACGAUCUACACUACUAUUGUGAAGAGCACAUGUUGCGGGCACAGGCAGAAUGGAAAACUGAACAAAAAAAAGGCUGCGAGCGAGACAAAAUCCCACUUUGCGUACGUUCACACAGCGAAACGAAAAAAAUAA
Molecule: messenger RNA, 1829 nt
Organism: Anopheles merus
Lineage: Eukaryota; Metazoa; Arthropoda; Insecta; Diptera; Culicidae
Exons: 6
Coding region: 765-1829 (354 amino acids)
Source: RefSeq, a predicted model, not a curated record